Paramecium tetraurelia is the source of this 984-nucleotide messenger RNA. RefSeq lists its product as uncharacterized. Lineage: Eukaryota; Ciliophora; Oligohymenophorea; Peniculida; Parameciidae. The record is from RefSeq and is a predicted model, not a curated record. The transcript has 2 exons. Gene Ontology annotation, cellular component: cytosol.
AUGUAUAAUACUUCGUUCUACCUUGCAUCCCCUCAACCAGCCUAUAUUCAGUCAUCUUAUUUUAGAUAUUAUCAGCCACCAGUCAAAGUGAUCAUUAAGCCACCAAAUUUCCAAAUAUAACAACCACCAAUUUCGACAACAAGAGUGUAUCAUACUUAACCAAUCAUCCCUCCUCGACAUAGUAAUUCCAUCCAUCAAUCCUACAUAACAAGAACCAUGGCACCACCAACCUAAUAAAUGCCUCUGAAUACUUCCUAUUAACAAUAACCCUUUGUUAGAUCAUCCAUUCCAUAUCAACCGUAGUCGUAGCAGUAUUCAAAAUCCUUUCAUCAAUAAUAACCAGUUACUCCUUAGGUUUAAUCGAGACAAUCGAAACCAGCCCCAUAAUCAAAGUCGAAUUAUUAAGCAGCUCCACAAUAUUAACACAAACCUCAAUACUCUCAACCUCCGAUCCUUUCCUAACAGGAUGACGAUCUGGAAAAGAAGUUCCAAGAUGCAAUCGAUAGAACGAGGGAUUUGGUUCAGAAGUACAAUAAACCGUAACCAAAAUAAGAGGAAUAACAGUAACUCCAAGAUUUGGCCUUGCAAUACGAAGAUGGGUACAUUUAUAGAGGUCAAGGAUAUGAACCAGCAACAAGAGAAGGAUUUGGGGUUUUGAAUGAUCAAAAUGACAAUGAAGUAUACAGUGGCUAUUGGCAAGACAACCAAUACCAUGGGCAAGGAAAACUGAUUAACUAUUCAGCAGAAGAAAUCAAUGGUCCUUUCGAUUAUAGAGAUCUGAGUGUCAUUGAGAAUGGUUGGUUAAGUUACGAGGGAGAGUUCUAUUAGGGCAAGAUGCAAGGAAAUGGAGCUUUGUAUCUUACCAAUGGAGAGCGCUAUGAAGGGUAAUUCAAUGAUGGCAUGAUCGAGGGCAAAGGAGUAUUCAUCACUCAAGACGGAGAAUAAAUUGAGGGAAUUUGGAGAGAGGGUGUAUUAGAAAAUUGA